This is a messenger RNA of Leptopilina boulardi, 1130 nucleotides long. RefSeq names its product transmembrane protein 53. The transcript has 5 exons. Lineage: Eukaryota; Metazoa; Arthropoda; Insecta; Hymenoptera; Figitidae. Bases 74 to 1054 code for a protein of 326 amino acids. The record is from RefSeq and is a predicted model, not a curated record.
AAAGAACUCCCAAAGGCAUUAUUUUUAUUUGGUGCUAUUGAAAUUUAAAAUAAUUUUGAAGGCCCAGACGAGGAUGAUCGAUCAGGAAGAGUUGGAUUACUAUAUAAUGUUUCCCUCGUUUCCUGUUUCACCAAAAGAUCCAACCAUCACAUCCACAAUGGACAAUCAAGAUCGUAGGGAUGAUUUUGUAUUUGUUUAUGAAGAAGAUAAACGACCGGUGGUCGUUCUCCUCGGCUGGGCCGGUUGUCAGGAUAAAUAUUUGGCUAAAUAUAGCGCAAUUUAUGAAGAAAAAAGUUGUAUUACACUUCGUUAUACGGCACCAGUGGAUUGUCUAUUUUUGAGAAGAGACAAAAUGCCAUACAUUGGAAAACGAUUAGUUCAAGUUUUAUUGGAUAAAAGUUUAGGAGAACAUCCAAUAUUUUUUCAUAUUUUUAGUAAUGGUGGUGCAUUCCUUUAUGAAUAUGUGAGUGUUGCAAUGCAACAAGCUGGAUCACCAUUUCAGGUGAAAGGCGUGAUUUUUGAUAGUGCUCCAGGAGAGAGACGAGUUCUAUCUUUAUAUAGAGCUAUUAGUGCAAUAAUUGGUGGUCAUCCUCUCACCAACAUUCCAAUGUCUUUUGUCAUAACAUUCUUUCUCUCUGUGAUUUGGAUCGUCGAAAUUUUCAUUCAAUCUUCAUUGAGAAAAGGAAAAAUGAUGGCAAGUCUCGCAACACUUGCAGAAGAGCCCUAUUCAUGUCCUCAAUUAUUUCUUUACUCCAAUACAGAUACUUUAAUAUCAUCCGCGGAUGUGGAAAAAUUUGCAACUCGUAGAGCAGAACGUGGUGUUAAAGUUGAAAUGGUGCUUUUUACUGAUUCACCUCAUGUGAAACAUUUCACGACAUAUCGUGAUGUUUAUGUAAAUACUGUUUGCAAUUUCGUUAAUGAAUCAUUGAGAAUAAAGCACAAGACAAUCGAGGCUAAUAAUGGACAAUGUGUCGAUGAUGAUAAUGACGUUAAUCUAAUUGAGACUCAAGGUUUAACGAAACGAGUGGUCCUUCCUCACGAAGCGACAAAGUAGUAAAUUAUAUUUAUAUUUUUAACGAAUAUAAUAUAUAUAUAUAUAUAUAUAUAUAUAUAUAUAUAUAUAUAUAUAU